Molecule: messenger RNA, 806 nt
Organism: Notechis scutatus (mainland tiger snake)
Lineage: Eukaryota; Metazoa; Chordata; Lepidosauria; Squamata; Elapidae
Gene: C2H5orf63
Product: chromosome 2 C5orf63 homolog
Source: RefSeq, a predicted model, not a curated record
ACCAGCGUCUUCGCGGGGCAAAUUUGCAAUUCGAAUCAAAGUUGUAUAGCAACCUUCAAACAGCUGCUUUAAAUCACAGCCGAACAGAAAUAAGUCCAUAGAAGUAGGAAAAGGGAAGAGAGUGGCUCUACACUAAUAGUAUCUCUAUGUACUUUUCAGGAAGUUGGACAAAGAGCGGUCGCUGCUUGUGUCUGGAACGGGCUCAGCUCGUCAAAGAGCAAAGAUGCUGUGCCUUCAAAGUUGGACCUCACAUCUCACAAAUUAUUCAAAACCACUUCAAAGGAUGUUAUGUGAAGCCAGUGCUAAACUACCAGCGUUAACGUUGUUCACCAAGCAUCCCUGUCCUUUAUGUGAAGAAGCCAAAAUGAUGCUUGAACCAUAUAAAGACAAGUUUACUUUGGAGGAAAUAGAUAUAACUCUACCUAAUCAUUCAGUCUGGCUUGAAAAAUACAAGUACGAAAUACCUGUCUUUCAUCUGAAUGGGAAAUUUUUAAUGAAGCAUCAAGUAGAUAUACAAAAACUAGAAAAUCAUCUUUUGAAUUUAGAAUUACAAGAUGAAAGAAAUAAAUGAAGAAAAAUGAAGAUAUUUAAUUGCAAGCCAUAAGGAUUGCACUGAUCAUUUUUGUAUUGCCUUCUGUAAAAAAUCACCCUGCAAAUUUUGUAAUCAACUAUCAGAGUUUUGUUUGAUGUUUAUUUGAUGUUUAUUUCAUAUUGACUAUGUUCUUCACAGUAAAAACACAUUUAGACUUUAUGCUACCACUAUACAACAGAAUAUAAUUGUAUUAAUAAAAUUGAAGCAGCAUAAG